GUGGCGCCGGCCACGGGAGACGGGGCCCAGAUGCCGGCGCCCGGUGCCGAGCCGGGGCUGGCGGUGGAGCCGGCGGGGAGGGAGUGCGCGCUCGGGCUGCCGGGGCUGCCGGGGCUGAUGGCGCCGGACACGGAGGACCGCGCGGCUCCCCGGCCCGCCAUCCACUCGCUCAUUCUGGACUUCUCUCCGGUCAACCUGGUGGACACCGUUGCCGUGAAGACCCUCAAGACGGCCAUGGCGGGGCUGGGCGCGAUGGGCCUGGAGGUGUGCAUCGCCGCCUGUCAGGACUGCGUCCUGGAGCAGCUCCACUCCUGUGGGUUCUUCACGCCCGGCGUCACGGAGACGGGCACAGCAACGGACCCGGCAGGCGCGGACCCGGGGCGCCAGGCUGUUCCCCAGCGUGCACGCGGCUGCCGUCCACUGCCUGCAGCGGGCCGGAGCGGGGUACGCACGGCCAACGCCGCAGCGCAGGUGCACACGGAGCUGGGGUGA
This is a messenger RNA of Lethenteron reissneri (Far Eastern brook lamprey), 492 nucleotides long. Its product is annotated as prestin-like. NCBI's taxonomy places the organism in Eukaryota, Metazoa, Chordata, Hyperoartia, Petromyzontiformes, Petromyzontidae. The record is from RefSeq and is a predicted model, not a curated record.